Molecule: messenger RNA, 1794 nt
Organism: Brassica oleracea var. oleracea
Lineage: Eukaryota; Viridiplantae; Streptophyta; Magnoliopsida; Brassicales; Brassicaceae
Product: MLO-like protein 13
Exons: 13
Coding region: 88-1563 (491 amino acids)
Biological process (GO): defense response
Cellular component (GO): membrane
Source: RefSeq, a predicted model, not a curated record
AUUCUUUGCCCUCAACUCCUUCUGUUUCUUAUUCUCUGCUUUAAAUAAUAAACAAUAAGAGUUUAUCUCCAUCUUGAGGUGCAGAAAAUGGCAGAAGAGAGGUCGCUUGAAUAUACGCCCACAUGGGUCGUAGCGUUUAUCUGUUUCAUCAUCGUUCUCUUAUCACUUCUCGCUGAACGUGGUCUUCAUCAUCUUGGAAAGUGUCUGAAGCGUAGGCGACAAGAUGCCUUGUUCGAGGCCUUGCAGAAACUUAAAGAAGAGCUGAUGCUCCUGGGGUUUAUCUCUUUAAUGUUAACGGUGUCUCAGGCCGCCAUAAGGCAUAUAUGUGUCCCACGAGCUCUUGUUAGCAACAUGUUCCCGUGUAAGAAGCCAUUGGAGAAGCAUCAUGCUCCAGAAUCAUCUCAUACGCUUAGCAUCAGUGCAAGACAUCUACUUUCCACAGGAGCAAGUCCAGACCAUUGUGCUGCCAAGGGGCAGGUUCCGUUAGUAUCUGUGGAAGCAUUGCAUCAACUCCAUAUCUUCAUCUUCGUGCUAGCGGUUUUUCACGUCAUCUUUUGUGCCUCAACCAUGGUUCUUGGAGGAGCCAGGAUACAACAAUGGAAGCAUUGGGAGGGUAGGUUCAAGAAACAUCCUUCUCAAAAAGAAGCAGCAAAGCGUGGUCAUGCUCAUGCUCAUCCUCAUGCUCAUGCCCUUCACGAGUUAUUCAACGCAAAUCACGAGUUCUUUGCGAUGCAUGCUGGAGGAUUCUGGAGAAGAUCUGUUGUCAUCAGCUGGCUUAGAUCAUUCUUCAAACAGUUUUAUGGUUCUGUCACCAAAUCAGAAUAUAUAGCUCUACGACAAGGGUUCAUCAUGACACAUUGCCCCACAAACCCAUCAUUUAAUUUUCACAAGUACAUGCUAAGAACACUGGAGAUAGACUUCAAAAAAGUUGUGAGCAUAAGCUGGUAUCUAUGGCUAUUUGUCGUUGUCUUUCUGCUGCUGAAUGUAGGAGGAUGGAAUACUUACUUCUGGUUGUCUUUCUUACCUUUGAUCCUCUUACUAAUGGUGGGUGCCAAACUGGAGAAUAUAAUAAGUACCUUAGCUGUGGAUGUUUGUGAGAAGCGAAACCGUGCAGAAGAAGCAGUCAUCAAACCUUCUGAUGAACUCUUUUGGUUCCAUAAGCCAGAGAUCGUUCUCCAAAUCAUCCACUUCAUUCUCUUUCAGAAUUCAUUUGAGAUCGCUUUCUUCUUCUGGAUUUUGUUCACAUACGGAAUACGUUCGUGUAUCAUGGAGAGACUAGGCUUCCUUAUUCCACGGCUCGUCAUGGGCGUGUUAGUUCAAGUGCUUUGCAGUUACAGCACAUUACCAUUAUAUGCUCUUGUUACACAGAUGGGUAGCAAAUUCAAGAAAGGGAUAUUCGACGAUGUAGUACAGUCGACACUGGAAGUAUGGUUAGAAGAUACAAGGAGCAGAGGAGACUCCACGAGCCAGGCUCACAGGUUGGAGAUACAACCCACGACGCCUGAGGCUAUUAAUGUCCAAGUCGAUGAAGUCAGUGAAUGUGAAAACCCCCAAGUCCAAUAAGAUCAGCACACAUCAUUCUCUAUGUUAUCCCUUAACUUGUUGUAACAUUUCCACUAGAUCGUGCUGCUAUACGCUACUUUUAGAGCUCUCAUCACAAAAAUGUGUCUAUCUGUUUGACACUCACUUGAACCCAUCUUUUGACUAACCCCUCAAAUAAUGUUAUUUUUAAACCUACAAUUGUACUUUCUGUAGAUUAACAAAGUAAAAGAAAAUCAAAUUUGAAAAAUUAUA